AUGGUGGACAUCAUCACUCACGACAGUUUUGAGGGGCUUGUGCUCAAGGAUGUGAUCCCGAAACGAAGUAAGCCCUGGUGGAGGGAUGGGACGCUCAUCAAACUCAACAGUCUAUUGUUGUGUGCGCUCCUCACCCAGACCGCCUCCGGCUUUGAUGGGAGCAUGCUCAACGGAAUGCAAUCCCUGCCCCAGUGGAAGCGCUUUUUCGGGGAGCCGAAGGGCACUCGACUGGGCGCCAUGACGUUUGGUCCAAACGGGGGGAUCUUGAUUUCAAUCCUGGUUUCAUCCCAACUCUGUGACCGAUAUGGCCGACGAUAUCCAAUCUGUGGCGGAUCACUCGUCGUCAUUCUGGGCUCGAUUCUGCAGACAGCAUCCGUCAAUUAUGCCAUGUUUGUCGCCUCGCGCUUCCUCGUCGGCCUUGGCCUGGGGAUUGUAUCGGUGGCUGCCCCUCCUCUGCUCACCGAGGUGGCCUAUCCCACGCAUCGGGGCAAGCUGGUGUCGUUCUACCUCGUCUCGUGGCCCCUUGGAUCGCUGAUGGCCGCGUGGAUCACGUACGGGACUUUUAAAAUGAGCGGCUCCUCCUGGAGCUGGAGAAUUCCGAGUCUCCUACAAUGUUUCUUCUCCAUCAUCCAGGCUAUUUUGAGUUUGUUUGCCCCUGAAUCGCCUCGGUGGCUUAUCUACCAGAGCCGCAACAAGGAGGCAUUGGACAUCUUGACCAAAUAUCAUGCCGAUGGCAACCCCAGUUCCGAGCUGGUGCGAUUUGAAAUGGCAGAGAUCACGGCCACGUUGGAAAUGGAAAAGCUGCAAAAGAAAUCCCGCUGGUUAGAAUGGUUUUCCUCCAAGGGUAAUCGACACCGAUUCUUCAUCGCUGUCUAUAUUCCGGCCAUGCUGCAGUGGUCGGGCAAUGCGCUCAUAUCGUACUAUCUGGCGGCCGUGCUCCGUUCGAUCGGCAUCACGAACUCCAAAACCCAGCUCAUUAUCAAUGCCUGUUUGUCCGUCUGGAGUUUUCUGACGGCGUGCGGUGCUGCCAUGCUGGUCGACAAGGCCGGUCGUCGACGGCUGUACCUCACUGGUAUGGGCGGGAUGGGGCUUUCGUACAUCAUCUGGACCGUCUGCUCUGCCAUCAACCAAGAAAAGAAUUUCGAAGACACCCGCUAUGCUGCCGCUGUCCUGGCCAUGAUCUUUAUUUACGGCGGGUUCUACCAUUUGUGCUCCCCAAUUUCCCCAACGUAUAUUAUGGAGGUGGUGCCGUAUUCUCUACGUUCGAAGGCAUCGAUGCUGUAUCAAUUAACGGGAAAUCUCGCCGGCGUUUACAACAGCUUUGCCAACCCUGUGGCUAUGGACGCAAUCUCUUGGCGCUAUUACAUUGUGUGGUGCGUCAUUAUUGCUAUCAACUUCACUCUGAUCUUCUUCUUCUUCCCUGAAACCAAGGGAAGAGCCUUGGAAGAAGUGGCCGAAAUCUUCGAUGGACCGAAUGCGCUAUCGGGGGUGAAUGCCAUGAGGGCGACUGGACUUGGCGCUUGUCCGGACAAGGCUCUGACAUUUGGAAAUGACCAGGAAGCCGGAAAAGGUACAAAAAUGGAAACAGUGGAGCAAGUAGAGAAGAUUUAA
Molecule: messenger RNA, 1611 nt
Organism: Rhinocladiella mackenziei CBS 650.93
Lineage: Eukaryota; Fungi; Ascomycota; Eurotiomycetes; Chaetothyriales; Herpotrichiellaceae
Exons: 1
Coding region: 1-1611 (536 amino acids)
Biological process (GO): carbohydrate transport; transmembrane transport
Cellular component (GO): membrane
Molecular function (GO): carbohydrate:proton symporter activity
Source: RefSeq, a predicted model, not a curated record